AGUCGACGCCAGCGAGGGCUGGCAAGGCGCUGUCGUCUUUUCACGCCAAGCCGGGCGCUGGAGCGAGGAAGGCCGCAAGAUGGCGGCGGGCGGGGUGGCGUUGAGCUGGGAUGUACCGCCCAAGAAUGGACAGGAAGUAUAUUUCUCGCACGAUCUUUAUGAAAAAUAUUCACUGGCUCCAACCCUCUCUGAGCUGCUGUUGUUAACCAAAAGAAAUGCGGAAAGCAGUACAGACCAAUCGAAACCUGGAAAAGAAAUCGGCGCUUCUGGUGGACAAGAAUCAGCCAAAGCAGAAGUUAAGCCUUCGGCGGAUCCCGCACCUUUCCAAGAGCCCAGAGUUCCCUAUCCUUACGUUUCUAGUUUGACAGAGAGAGAACAGAGGAGAUACUUAUUUCUGAUGUCUACCUACUUAAAUGCGGAGCCCAGCCUGACCGAUAUGUCACCACAAAGUGAUUAUUCACAGUACCUGCAAAUGAAAGAAUUUGUCAGCAAGGAGGUUGCGGAAUUUCUGAAGUUUGCCCAGAACGCGGCUCGGGCGUGCGCCAAAGAUUACGACUCCAUCUCCGAAAAGGCGUCGCUGUACUCUGAGCAAUAUUUAAGCUCUUGCUUGGGCUUUGUGAAAAAUUAUCCUGAAUGUUAUAUCCUGCACGAAGUGACCAGCAUCAUGGGAGGAAAGUUUUGCCCGGAGCUGACCUUAAAACUGGAAGCUAGCCUUCUCGCUCUGGGGAAGGUGAACAUCAUCAAGGUGCACUUUCCAAACAUGCCUGCCCAGAUACAGAUUCCCGUUAAUCUAAAAAACGAAUCAUCCGUUGCGACUCCAGAACAGAGGGCGUCCCUACUGCACCAGGCUAUCAGCACAGACCCGACGGCAGAGAAGCUGGCGGAGAAAUAUGGUCCUCAGGUCGUGCUGACGAGCGAGUCCUUAUUUACCUUGCUGAACAACCAUGGCCUGAACUACAAGGAACAGUGGGAGCUUCCGGUUUUGGUGAAAAACAUCUCUGUGGCAGGUACAGGUAGCAAACCAGCCAGGGUGGUUUACAUCGAUCCCCCACUCCUAAAGAAAGAGAUGACCGUGAGAGAGAAGAACCACCUUUUUCACGCGUUCCUGGCGGAUUUUCACACGACAAAACAGUCCCACGUUUUGGCACGCGGCGCCGUGUUGGACAAGCCCCGCAAGGACCCUGAGAACCCGAACCCUCUCGAACCUCCCCAUGGUCCGCAGAUGCAAAUAUCUGACCCAGCGGAUCUAGAUUUUGAGACGGAUGUCACGGAACUCGAAACGUUUGGCUCAACCUCGAAGGCCCUGAACGUUCCCGAACCACAGAGUGUGCCCGCAAAACCAGCUCAGGCCCCUAAAAUUGGGUUGGAGGAGCUCUUGAAAAUGGAGAAGCGGCUGUUGUCGGAAGUGAGCGGCCGCACGGGCGAAGGAAGCGGCAGAGUUGGCGACCGUCUGGCUUCGGCAGACGGCAGCGGUCAAAGUUCAAGCAAGCCUCCCUCGACGGGUUCUGUCUUGGGAGAGGUUUGCAAAGCAGAAUUCUUGGGUCAAGGUUUUGAAUCUGCAGCAGCUGGACCAAGCUGCGACGGAGCAGCGGCCGUCAAAGAAGAUAAAAGUGACAAUCGGCCCAGCGUUCCUCCUUGCGAUAGUGACGCUGACGAAGAACCUUUGGUAAUCGACACCGAAAACACCGGUGCCAGUGAACCGGUUGUGACCUCUCCAAACCGAAGCCCGGCAGCAGAUAUUUCCACGCUUCCUCGCUCUGCGCAACACCGGCCUGAAGAAGCAGCCGAGCCUUUAGAGGGCCCAAACCAGGAAACGGAUGUUCCUGAAAAAUCAUGUCAACAGUUGCCUAGAGAGUUUAAACCUGUCGGGCAGAUCUUGGAAACGCAAACGGCACUCCUCGAAGAGCCGUCUCCCAACUCUCCUGGGAAGGCAGAGGGGAGUUUUGAAAGCUGCCCGAAUCCUGCACGGAGCCAGACGCCUCUGGUGGUGGAAGCCUCGGUAGCUUCUACUGUGGAGCCUGGACAAAGCCCCACUGUGGAGACAGGUGCCCUACCCAAGAGGAACUGGUUGUCCUUCUUUCAGAGAUCUCAGAAAGGGUCUCUUCGGGACACUGUUGAAAAUCACUCCGAAUACGACGCCCCCGAGCAGGGCAACCUGGUUUACAAACUGUUCAGCCUGGAUGACUUGCUGUUGCUCGUGCGCUGCUCUAUACAGAAGGUACAGCUCUGGCCGCGCAGCAAGAAAGUCAAAAUCAAGAGGCACCACCCCGUUUACGUCUUGCCGAAGCUGGAAUACCAAGCCUUUUACGGAGCAGAAGCGUUAACAGAAGGCGAAAUAUGUCGACUGUGGACUGAGAGUUUAUUGCAUUCCAACUGUUCAUUUGUGGUCGCUCAUAUCGACGCCCUCACUUCAAACCUCUUCCUGGUUGAAGAUCUGUCUGCAGAAGACUUGAGAAGAAGAUUUGGCUCGUUUAAGCCGGCAAGUUCACUAAAUAUCCUUCAACAUAUCUUGAAGACGGUGACGGGGUUGCAGGAGGGCUCCUACCUCUUGAGUCACGCGGCAGGCGACUCGUCCGUCACGAUCCAUCAGAGCUGCCUUGGGAAAGGAACGAGGGGAACGUACAACUUGCACAAGGCUCACGGUGACCUGCCUGGUGUACCUUCCACCCUCUCUGUCCCGUGGGUGCCGCUGGAUCCCAACAUCCCUUUACCUUACCACUACGCUCAAGGACGGGUCCCCUGCACUUUCUCACCGAGACCAGCGGGCUCCAAGAAGGGUCGCAAGAUGAGUGGGGCGAACACCCGCCCCGACGCACCUAACCGCAGAAAGCAAGUUUCCAUGGAACCAAACAACGAAGGCCCUCCUCCCACGAAGCCUUUUAGAAAGAGACCGGGACCUCCUGCACAGAACAAGGCAACAAUGAGAAAUGUCUGCAGGCAGGCCAGCCGGGGGCCAAACUGGAACUUCUGCAAGCAGUCAAAGAGAAGCAAAGAUGAUCCAACUUAGUCCUCCUAGACUGGACCCAGGGGGUGCUUUGUUAACAAAUGAAGUAACUGCGGUGUUGGGGACAAAGUCCUAAGGUGGCUCAACAGGUCCACAGGACUCCGCAUUUGGACGUUGUUGCAAGACCCUGCAAGUUUUCCUGUCAAGAGGGAAAAAUCAGAUUAGAGCCUCUCUUUACUCAUGGCAAGCCCGCACUUGAAGAAGGGCUGUUGCCAAGACACAACAAAUAAAAUCUAGGCAUGCUUUCUAAGA
Sphaerodactylus townsendi is the source of this 3256-nucleotide messenger RNA. It is a transcript of the gene ICE2, whose product is annotated as interactor of little elongation complex ELL subunit 2. The transcript has 15 exons. The record is from RefSeq and is a predicted model, not a curated record. Gene Ontology annotation, cellular component: transcription elongation factor complex. The coding region runs from base 80 to 3007 and encodes 975 amino acids. Gene Ontology annotation, biological process: snRNA transcription by RNA polymerase III; positive regulation of transcription by RNA polymerase III; snRNA transcription by RNA polymerase II. Lineage: Eukaryota; Metazoa; Chordata; Lepidosauria; Squamata; Sphaerodactylidae.